Messenger RNA from Sclerotinia sclerotiorum 1980 UF-70, 291 nucleotides. RefSeq lists its product with no specific name. Bases 1 to 291 code for a protein of 96 amino acids. NCBI's taxonomy places the organism in Eukaryota, Fungi, Ascomycota, Leotiomycetes, Helotiales, Sclerotiniaceae. The record is from RefSeq and is a predicted model, not a curated record. The transcript has 3 exons.
AUGUGCAGAGCCGGCAACCAUUACCGAGUAUCGAGAAUGUUACAAUAUGUACCGGAGCAUCUGCACCUGCUUGUUAUUGCGGAAGCAUUAGGUGCUGAUACAUUUGCGCAGACCCGGAGCUCUUGCAGUAUUCUACAUUCCGAAGUACGCCCAGCAGGACCUAAAGGGAAGCGCGUUCGGUGGGAGGCAGAUGAGCACGAGACGAUAGACGCAAGCAGCGAUUCAGGUACAGUAUUCUACAAAACUCAAAAAGUAUUGGGUUUCUUGAGACCAGAAAGAGCAUCAGAUUGA